UAAAUAGAUUAAUUAAGACGUUUGAACGCUGAUCAAAGAGUUAGUGAAACAUUAGCAACCUUCUUAAGAAAACAAGUUGCUCGUUAGUUAAACCAAUAAAGACAAUCCCAAAACAGAAAAUAAAACUACAAAACAUCAACAAAGUAAAAGAGAAACAAACUAAAAGAAACUGAUAAAGAAAGGUAAAAAAAGGAAGUGAGAGAGAAAAAAAACCAAAAUGGUGGCGAGGUUCGCGCAAGGGCCGCCAGGUGGCAGCUCGAGCGACAAAAUGAAGCUCAGUCGAAACAACACUUUGCUCCCGUUUCCGCCGCAUAUCCUCGAGGAAAUGGGUCGAGGAGGAGGUCUCGGAGGUGGAGGAGGAGCAGGAGGAGCAGGAGAAGGUGGAGGACUGCCUAAAAACCCGAGUAAGAUGUCCUUUCUCGAGUAUUACCAGGUGGACCUCGAGGGGAUUCGGAGCGAGUUUCGAAGCAGCGGAUCUUCGGGAUGCGUACGUAUGACUUCUCUCGCCUAGCUGGUGUGGGCUGAAGACACGCCCUUAAGACACGCCCAGUUUUUGCCUCGGGGUCAGUGAUUUGUCAGCGUUAAGCACAAAUUGAUUUCCUUAAUCCGUGAUGUGUGUGGUGUAGUAUGAUGUAGAGUGAUGUAUGAAUAUGUGUGUUUGUUAGU
Penaeus vannamei (Pacific white shrimp) is the source of this 666-nucleotide messenger RNA. NCBI's taxonomy places the organism in Eukaryota, Metazoa, Arthropoda, Malacostraca, Decapoda, Penaeidae. The record is from RefSeq and is a predicted model, not a curated record.